Messenger RNA from Guyanagaster necrorhizus, 446 nucleotides. RefSeq lists its product as uncharacterized. Bases 1 to 360 code for a protein of 119 amino acids. The transcript has 2 exons. The record is from RefSeq and is a predicted model, not a curated record. Lineage: Eukaryota; Fungi; Basidiomycota; Agaricomycetes; Agaricales; Physalacriaceae.
AUGCCAUCCUCGUCGUCUGCGCACGCACAUGGUCCAUCCCUUGGUAUGCGUACUGUUAGGGAGUGGGUGUUGGGCUGUGAUCCUGAGUGUGCAGUCACUCGGCCAGUCUGUUUUGUCUGGGGGGUGCCCAUACCUUCGAACCUUACAGUUAUCCUCCAGCCGUCUUACCCCGUGAGAAGUAGCGGUUUUUGUGCCACACCGAGUGUCGAGUAUGAUGAUAUCUAUCCAGAAAUGGAGAGGAUUGCUCGUCUUCAUCCGAAUGUCCAUUUAAUGUGGCCUUCAAAGGUGGACCAUGAUGCCGGGAAGCCUCUGUUUGCGGUUGAGAGAGCAGUUGAGGUGUUUGAAACAGGAAGAGAGUGAGAGAGCGAUGAACAACCUGAGAUGGAUAUGUGGUGGCGGUGAGUGGUCUUCGCACCGCAGGACGGCGCCUUUUGAUGGUAUUUCAG